Molecule: messenger RNA, 1880 nt
Organism: Brachypodium distachyon (stiff brome)
Lineage: Eukaryota; Viridiplantae; Streptophyta; Magnoliopsida; Poales; Poaceae
Exons: 11
Coding region: 1-1473 (490 amino acids)
Biological process (GO): intracellular transport
Source: RefSeq, a predicted model, not a curated record
AUGUUUGUUGUGUGGCAGUACUCAGGAGGUGGAAGUUAUUCCUGUGUGAAGGAAGGGCACGGAAUCUGUAUUGGCUUAGGCGGCUGGCUCUCUCCUUCACUCCUUGGAUCCCCUUCUUCAAAAUCUCCCAAUCCCCAAUUCCUUGUAUCCUCGUGUGUAAUCGAAGUAUCGAACCAGAUUGAUCGAAGAACCAAGAGGGAGCGGUACCACUUCCCUCCCUGGGCCUGGCCCAUCUCGCUGCCGAGCGCCCCAACCCCGUCGCUCGUCUUCCUCGCGCGAGCGCCGCCACCCCUCCCUCACCAUCCCGCUGCCGAGCGCCCCAGCCCCCCUCGCUCCGUCGCUCGUCUUCCUACUCGCGCGAGCGCCGCCACCAGGACAGAGUCUCUCCAUCAGCAUUUGAUGGCAGGAACCGCUGCUUUAGAUCCUCGACGGGCUGAGGCCGCUAGCAAGCAUGUGAGGGCACUUAAUACCCAGUUUGCAAGCUGGGUACAGUUACAGUUGCAAAAUCAUCCAGCUGAACUUUGGGAGGACGGCAUCAAAGAUUACAUAUCCCAUGCUUCUGAAAUCAUGGAAAAAUUCAAGGAUGUUGUCAAUUGGCUUAGACAAAAUAAAGCAGGUAGAAUAGAUGUUUCAUCCCCAAGUCCAGCCAAGGAUGACAAGACUACUUCACCGGCAACUGUAGGCACCAGGUUUGUGGUACAGUCAGGUUCAGAUAAUGGACAGAAGGGUCCAACUACAGAAAGCUUCCCUGCUUUUCAGAACUCGAGCUCACAGAAUGCGUUCUCAUUCUCUUCUCAUAAGCAAGCACCAGCUUUUAGCGGCAUAUUUGGUGAUAAGAACGACACGCCUGGUGACAGCAGUAAAUCGACUUUCCAGUUUAGUGCAAAUAAUGGCUUUUCGACAACUACUCCAUCCAUUUUUUCUGCUCCAGCUUCACAGAGUUUUAGCAUGCCGACCCCAACACUUUUUUCAGUGAACCAACAACCUACUUUCACUGGAAAUAAAAAUGCUGUUGAAGUCUCAGGUGAUGCAGAUGAAGAUGCUGAAGCUGAGCAACCAAGCAGCCCUUCUGUAAAGAAGGCAGAAGAGAAAGGAAUAGUUGUUGUUCAUGAAGCCAAAUGCAAGGUGUACGUGAAGCAUGAUGAUGCUUCCAAGGGUUGGAAAGACAUUGGUGUUGGUCAGCUCUCCAUCAGAUGUAAAGAGGGUGCAGAGAGAGCUUCGAAAGAGUCCAGUCCAACAGUUGUGAUUAGAAAUGAUGUCGGCAAAAUUCUUCUGAAUGCCCUGAUCUACAAGGGGAUAAAAAUGAGUGUUCAAAAGAACACAGUUGCCUCGAUAUUUCAUACUUCUGAUGCACAGUCAAGUGAAUCGGACAGUGGUGCGGUUGUAGCUCGACCAUACUUAUUCCGGCUGAGAAAUGAGGAAGCGGCCACAAUGUUGUCAGCAGCAAUGAAAGAGAAUGCACCUUUAGACUGACUCUUCAUGGCUUUGUAUUAUUAUCUCAAGAGGUUUGCUUUUGGCAAUAGUGGUAAUGUUUAGAGGGGCUUGGUAACUUCUUCCGAUGGGCCAAAAGAUGCCCUGUGGAGUUUUUGCCCCCGAGUUACAACUAAGAAGCACACCGAGAUAAAAUUUUGUGUUGCCUGUAAGUCUAGCUGACCAUGUAUCAUCUUUUCUUCCCUGAUUGUAUCAUCCGUUGGUGGCACUAGUAAGGUUAUUUAAACAUGGGGUAGAGCGUCACUUAGUGUCACCUGGCUGUGGCAGAAACCUUGUCAUGGCAAUGGUCCAAAUCACAUGGUUGAAAACUUCACUCGACAGAUCCAUCCACAUGGACUUUAAAACUUGUUGCAGUUAAUUUUCCUAUAUGUAUGCUUGUUUAUUGUUUU